AUGUCUAACCCUACAUCUACAAAAAAUAUUAAUAUUUUAUUCCUCGAUGCCUCGAUUAAAGUCAAUAUCUUUAAAUUUAUCUAUUCUCCGUUCAACUUGGCUUUAAGCUGCAAAGCAUGGUCGAACAUUGCAAAUGAUCCAUAUGCUAAAACCGAGUGGUUAUUACAACAAUUCGGAAGAGCCCAUGCGUUUUUUCACGGCAUAAGGUUGGGACCGACUUUUAUAAAUAAGAACGUAUGUCAAAGUUUGUUCGCAAAAAGAGCCAUCUUCUCAAGAUAUUUUGUUCAAAGACUUCUCAUGCAUUAUGGAAAAUUUGAUUUAACUUUAAUUGAUCUUAGGAUCGAAAAUAAUGUUAAUCAAUCCGGUGCUGGCUUGGAACGACAAAAAUAUUUAAACCCAUGGGCAAGCAAUUUGCCAUUAGAAGUAUUUCUUCAUUUACUUAAAGAAGGAAAAGAUCAAUUUGGAAAUCAAUUUCAUGAAAAGGGGAAUGACAUGGAAUUGUUUCACUUUCUUUCAGCAGGUCCUCAUGUAAUUAAGUAUGCACCUGAUGUAUUGGAAAAGAACCUUGAAACGAUAGAAGAUCUAAUUUUAUAUAAAAGAUUCGUCCCCUUCCCACCCAGACCAAAAACAUUGCAAAGCGGUAAUGAAGAAUAUCCACCUAAGGAUGGAUAUGAAAACAACAGGCAACUUAACGUUAUGGCGAGAGCUAUACUUCUUAGACCAGAAUUAACGGAAUUAUGGAAGAAGGUAGGAUACGUAGAUAUUUGUAGCGAUAUUAAUGAACCUGUCUUAGAAGGGGCAAUGCUCAUACUUUUUCCGCCAUCUCCACCAACUGGAUGGAUUCGUCCGCCUGUUGAAAAGGUAGUAAUGCGUCUUAACGAACUUAUAGAGUUAGGAUUUGAAUUAAGCGACAAUGUCGUUAUAAACAUCCUUCAAACAUUUGAACAUAGAUUAGGCGACAUUGGAGAAAUAAUUUGGAAUGCAAUUACUACAAUUAGAACUGGAGAAAAUAGAUUUUCUUUUUUUUGGGGGCUCUUUCAGGAGGCUUUUGAGCCCAUGAGGUGUUAUAAAAAAUUAAUUAUCUUAAAUUUUCUAAAGUCUCGAUCUGAGGAGCAUGAAUUAAUCGUUAAACAAAUUGUUGAACAACGUUUUAACAACGAAAAUGUAAAUAAUUUAGAAUUUAGGACAAGGAGGAGAUCCCUUAUCUUCUCAGCCAAAAUAUAUGAGUUCAUCUUAAACACAUAUGGAAUUGGAUCAGAAUUAGCCUUGAUGUGCUUCAAAGAAAUUUUUUUUUUAAAAAUUUAUCAUGAUGACCCACUAAAUGCAUCAUCUACUCAAUCCACAACUGAACUCAAUGCUAUAUAUGAUUUUUAUAUGCAAAGAUUAAAUACUUACCAAAAAACAUAG
Messenger RNA from Funneliformis mosseae, 1407 nucleotides. Lineage: Eukaryota; Fungi; Glomeromycota; Glomeromycetes; Glomerales; Glomeraceae. The record is from the annotation of a GenBank genome assembly.